GCAAGGAAGCAAAAGUCCUAUAAAGUGAUCAUCUUCAACCUGUCAGCUACUUCAGUUUCGUGAUCGUUCUGGGAGUCGAGAAUGGCCGGCGAGGGAGAGGGCCCAGCGAUAGGGAUUGAUCUGGGGACGACAUACUCGUGCGUGGCAGUGUGGAAGAAUGAUCGAGUGGAGAUCAUAGCGAAUGAUCAGGGCAACCGGAUGACGCCGUCUUAUGUUGCAUUUACUGACAAAGAGCGUUUGGUGGGUGAUGCAGCCAAGAAUCAGGUCGCCAGGAAUCCCACAAACUCCAUCUUUGAUGCAAAGCGGUUGAUUGGUAGGAGAUUUAGUGAUUCUUUAGUUCAAAAUGAUAUCAAGCUUUGGCCAUUCAAGGUCAUUGAAGGUCCUGCCGACAAGCCUAUGAUUGUGGUCACUUAUAAGGGUGAAGAGAAACAUUUUUCUGCAGAGGAAAUCUCAUCUAUGGUCCUUAAAAAGAUGCGUGAGAUUGCAGAGGCUUAUCUUGGAACAACUGUUAAGAAUGUUGUAGUCACUGUCCCAGCCUACUUCAAUGACUCACAGCGCAAAGCCACAAAGGAUGCUGGAGGCAUUGCAGGGCUCAAUGUCAUGCGAAUAAUCAAUGAACCAACAGCCGCAGCCAUUGCCUAUGGUCUUGACAUUGUGGCCAAUGAUAAGAGAAAUGUAUUAAUCUUUGAUUUGGGUGGUGGUACUGCAGACGUCUCUUUACUUACAAUUGACGAAAGUACUUUUGAAGUGAAGGCCGUUGCCGGAGACACUCACCUUGGAGGUGAAGACUUUGACAAUAGAAUGUUAAAGCACUUUGUUAAAAUAUUUAAGAGGCAGCACAAGGAAGAUAUUAGCGGAAAUGCCAAAGCUCUCAGGAGGUUGAGAACUGCUUGUGAGAGAGCAAAAAGGAUUCUUUCUUCUGCAGCUGAGACUACCAUUGAAGUUGAUUCUUUAUAUAUUGGUAUUGAUUUCUCCUCAAGUAUUACCCGUGCAAGAUUCUCAGAACUCAAUAUGGACUUGUUCAGGAAGUCUAUUGAGCUUGUGGAGAAGUGUUUGACUGAUGCUAAGAUGGACAAGAGUGGAGUCCAUGAUGUUGUUCUUACGGGUGGUUCUUCGAGAAUUCCCAAGGUGCAGGAGCUAUUGCAGGACUUGUUUGAUGGAAAGCAGCUUAACAAGAGCAUCAACCCAGAUGAAGCUGUGGCGUAUGGAGCAGCUGUUCAAGCUGCAAACAUGGUUGGUAUGGGUAAUGUAAAAGUUCGGCACAUUGUGCUCUUGGAUGUCACCCCUUUGUCCCUUGGGGUGAGUGUAAGAUCAGAAGGUGAUAUGUCCGUUGUUAUUCCAAGGAAUACCGCCAUUCCAACCAAGAUGGAACGGGACUACUUCACUUUGUAUGACAACCAAACUUCUGUUUUGGUCUCGGUUUAUGAGGGUGAGCGACCAAGAGUUGUGGAUAACAACUGGUUGGGGGAAUUUAGGCUUUCCCGCCUUCCUGCAGCGCCCAAGGGUGUCACUAAGUUUAAAGUAUUCUUUGAGAUAGAUGCUAAUGGUAUCUUGAAUGUUUCUGCUAUGGAGCAGUCCAGUGGCAUGAGUUGCAAGAUCACAAUUACAAAUUACAAGGGUUCAUUAUCCACGGAAGAGAUUCAUAGGAUGGUCCAUGACGCAGAGAGAUACGAAGUUGAAGAUGAUAAGUACAAGAAGAAGGUUAGGGCUAAGGAAGCUUUGGAGAAGUAUACGUACAAAAUGAGGAACAUUGUCAAUGACAAGAAGAAUGGUGAAAAGCUUGAGGCUGCUGAUAAGGAGAAGAUUGAAGCUGCUAUUAAGCACGUGAUUCAUUGGUUAGAUGGUAUUCAACAUGCGGGGGCAGAUGAGUUUAAGGACAAGCUGAUUGGACUUGAGUUUAUCUGCAAUCCCAUCAUUGCGAAGAUAUCUAGAAAUUGAGCAGGUCGUCUCAUAAAAUAGAAGACAAUUAUUUUGAUGAUGACAAUUAGAGUCCGUUAAUAGGACCAUAUCAGUGCAAUAGUUUCCCGACUUAUGUUUUGACGUGACUUUGUCUGGUAGCAAUUGGAAAAGGUGAAAUAUGAUGUUUGCUUUA
Corylus avellana is the source of this 2092-nucleotide messenger RNA. The record is from RefSeq and is a predicted model, not a curated record. NCBI's taxonomy places the organism in Eukaryota, Viridiplantae, Streptophyta, Magnoliopsida, Fagales, Betulaceae.